Molecule: messenger RNA, 621 nt
Organism: Candidula unifasciata
Lineage: Eukaryota; Metazoa; Mollusca; Gastropoda; Stylommatophora; Geomitridae
Source: the annotation of a GenBank genome assembly
AUUCUGCUUGUGUUCGGCAAAGAAGAUGGACAGUCGGAUGGCUUUUGGUGGGCUGCAGAAAAGUUGGGCUACAGCUGCAGCAUUGCUAGGACGCCGGAGACUGCUCUAGAAGCCUACCUAAACAACCAUCAUGAUGUAGUUAUCAUCGAUGCUCGCAAUAACAGCAGUAACUGUUUUGAUGCUGAAGCGCUGUGCAGAUCUAUAAAGGCAACCAAAGCUAGUGAUUACACAGUACUUGUGGGCGUUACCAAACGAUACUCCGAGGACGAAGAGGAACCAUCAAUAUUACCACUUUUGAGAGCGGGGUUUACACGGAGAACCCAAGAAAACAGUAGUUUGUCUUCAUGCAUCAAUGAACUUCAGACACUUGAGUACGGGGAGGUGCGCUACAAUCUCAAACUGAAAGCCUGUACUGGUCUUUUCACGGCGUUGGAACACGUCUCAGAAGCUGUGGAGAUCACAAACAGCGAGCAUGAAAUACAGUAUGUCAAUCAUGCUUACGAGAAAGUGUGCGGUUUUACCAGUGAUGAACUCUUAGGCAGGGAUCCCGCAGACUUGUUCAAAUCAGAGAAGAACAAAGACACCAUCGAAACAAUCAAUGGACAUAUGAAGAAAGGAAAG